AUGUCAUUGACAUCAUCCACGGUACCAGCGGAAACCACAGCACCUUCAGCUCCAACAACAACAAAUGAAAUGACACUUUCUUUCACACAAACUAUUGGAAUGCAACCAAUAAUAACAAGUGACAGCAGCCAUCAAGAAAGUGUAGAAAAUUUCAAUCAUGAUUCCGCCGAUAUCAGCAACAACACCAUUUCGCAUCAAGAAGUUAAUAUUGACAACAAUCAUGAUGUCUCUCAUCCGAAAAUUAUUAUUCGAGGCCUUGUCGAAAAUAAUUUCAUUUCACACAACAAUCAUGAAAUGGAUUCAUCAUUUCAUGAAGAUCCACUCAAAGAGUCCGUAGUUGUGUUCGAAAUGAAAAUGAAUGAAAAGAAUCAUGAGAAUGACCAAAAUCAUUCUUCACACGUUACUUCCAAAUAUGAAAAAUUUUUAAAAUUAAUUUCCAUUUUGAAUUUCUUGCUUUUUGGAAAUCGAUGGAUUUCUUUUUUGAUAGGAGCUCUUUUAACCUUUCUUAGUGGCACUCAUUAUGCUUAUUCCUCUAUUUCUCCAACGAUUAAGAAUGAUUUAAAUUUUUCACAAACUCAAGUCAACCUAAUUGGAACAGCAGCCAAUGUUGGAACUUAUUUCGCACUUCCAGUUUCCAUGCUCAAUGAUUUCAUCGGUUCGAGAGUGACAUGUGUCAUUUCUGGAAUUUUACUCUUCUCAGGGUAUUUCGCUUUUUAUUUGAUGUAUAUUAAGGCGAUUCCCUUAAAUGGUUCUGACGCUUACAUCUUUAUUGCUUGCUUUAUGGCCAUCAUGGGACAAGGAAGUGCCGGUGCCUAUGCAGCCGCGAUUACAACAAAUAUUAAAAAUUUUGAAGAAAAACACCGAGGAAAAAUUAUUGGAUUUAUGGGAAGUUGUGUGGCAUUGAGUAGUGCUGUAUUUAGUUUGAUUUAUAGUGUGGGAUUUGAAAGAAAAUUGGGAGAGUAUUUGUUGUUUGUUGGAGUAUUUGCAGGAGGUGUCACUACUGUGUUAGGAACUUUGUUUAUGAAUCAAAUUGGAAUUAAAAAGAGCUCGGAAAAUUCUUCCAAGAAUGGAAAUGUGGAAGAUCGUUGGUUGAUGGAAGAAGAGGGAGAUGAUGUCAAAAGUUUUGUGCAUGAUGAAGAUUUAGAGGAUGGGGAUGUGGAACAGAUUAAUGAUUUUUUAAUGAUGGGAAAUGACAAGAUGGCAUUAGAAAAUAAUGAUUUACCAAAAGAAGAAAAUAAGAAUUGUAGUUCAUCUCCCCAUCAAGAAGAGGACCAUUCAGUACUAUUAUUGGAACAUAAAGAAUCUCAUGAACAAACAGUUCAACCACAAGAGUUGAUCAUGAAUGUAACAUCAACACCAAUGCUUCAAAACUCUGAAUGUGAUUUAGAGACAAGUGACAUUUUGGAAGACAAGUUAGAGAAACGAGAAGAGGAAAUUCAAGUAGAAAUUGAACAAGUGGAAGCCAUAGAAAACGAAAAGCUCAAAACUGCAGACCACUUGUCAGAAAAUCCUCUCUUAUUACCUCAAAUGGAAAAGAAACUCGAAUCCAAAUUUGACAAGAUUUGGAGUAUCGCUCAAAAACCCAUUCCAAACGCAAAUCCCAUCCAAAUGCUCUUCGCUCUCGAUUUCUAUCUCACCUUCUUCAUUUACUUUGCAUGCAUAGGAAGUGGACUUGUCAUUGUCAAUAAUUUAGGAUCCAUUGUCAUUUCAUAUGGAGGUUACGAUGGUCAACAACACGUCAUGGUCAUUAUUUUCGCAUGUUCAAAUGCACUUGGAAGAUUACUUUUUGGAUUCAUCAGUGAUUCAUUCAGUCGAUAUGUGACUCGUACGACUUUUUUGACAGGAGCUUCCAUUCUCAUGUUAAUUUGUCAAUUGGUGGUAUUAGUCUCUCCCUUAUGGAUGUUUUAUUUGAUUUUAAUUUUAUUGGGAACAUCAUUUGGAGGAGUGGCAGUCAUGAUUCCAUCCUUCCUUUCCGAGAGAUUUGGUCCAAAAUAUUUUGCAGUGAAUUCUUCGAUUUGUAGUUUAGCAAGUUCGUUGGGAAGUUUUUUGUUGGCAACUCUUGUGGCCGGUAAGGUGUACGAAAGUAAUAUUGCGAGUGACAACUUGUCAAAAAUUUGUUAUGGCAUUUCAUGUUUCCAGGUGACGUUCUAUUUGACCACUUUGUUGUGUUCCAUUUCAUGUGUGGCAUGUAUUUUGUUAAUGUAUCGAACAAGAGGUCUCUAUCAAAUAUUGUAUUAUAGAAAAGUUCUCAAUUUGAAUCAUGAUCCAGUGAUGGCCAAGUAA
Molecule: messenger RNA, 2283 nt
Organism: Naegleria fowleri
Lineage: Eukaryota; Heterolobosea; Eutetramitea; Acrasida; Naegleriidae
Exons: 1
Coding region: 1-2283 (760 amino acids)
Cellular component (GO): membrane
Source: RefSeq, a predicted model, not a curated record